CUUAACAAUUCUUCUCUAAAAACUAGUUAUACGAAAAGAUACAAAGUGUAAUGGGCUUUAAUAAUUCUGCAAAUCCAAACCCGCCUGCUCAAUUGAGGUGUUUAGGUUUUUACUUGCAGAACAAUCCAGACCCUUCUCUAUAACCCCUCAAUCUUCUUGUUCUUCUUUUCUCUUAAACCCUUAUCAAAAUCUCACUCUCUCUCUGUUUUCUACACACAACAAUGGGUAGUAGCCAAGCUGCAGUUUCAUUCCUCACAAACCUUGCCCGAGCCGCUUUCAGCCUCGGCCUCGGGGGCGCAGUUCUCAAUUCCUCCCUUUACACCGUCGACGGCGGCCAACGCGCCGUUCUCUUCGACCGCUUCCGUGGAGUCAUCGACGAAACUGUCGGUGAAGGGACCCACUUUUUAAUCCCAUGGCUACAAAAGCCCUUCAUCUUCGAUAUCCGUACUAGGCCCCACACUUUCUCCUCAAUCUCCGGAACGAAAGAUCUCCAGAUGGUUAACCUCACUCUCCGUAUCCUCUCUCGCCCUCAAGUCUCCCGCCUCCCCGACAUUUUCAAAACCUUAGGUACCGAAUAUGACGAAAAGGUCCUCCCUUCGAUCGGCAACGAGGUACUCAAAGCCGUCGUGGCUCAAUUCAACGCUGAUCAGCUCCUCACGGAGCGUCCACAGGUCUCCGCUCUCGUUCGUGAGAGCCUGAUCCGACGCGCCAAGGAUUUCAACAUCGAGCUCGAUGAUGUGGCGAUCACGCACUUGUCGUAUGGAGCUGAGUUUUCGAAAGCUGUGGAGCAGAAGCAGGUGGCUCAGCAGGAGGCUGAGAGGUCGAAAUUCGUGGUGAUGAAGGCUGAGCAAGAGAGGAGGGCGGCGAUUAUUAGGGCUGAAGGAGAGAGUGAAUCAGCUAAGCUGAUUUCGGAUGCUACUGCGGCUGCUGGAAUGGGUUUGAUUGAGCUGAGAAGGAUAGAAGCUUCGAGAGAAAUUGCUGGGACUUUGGCUAAGACUCCUAAUGUUGUUUACUUGCCUAAGCAACAGAAUAUGCUUCUCGGACUCAAUCGUUGAGUAGGUGGAUUCUUUAAUGGUGGUGUAUUUUUCUGCUAUUCUUGGUAGCUUCCGCGGCCUCUUUUUACCGUCUUUUUUCGCUUCAAAGAUGACACCUUGGUUCAUCCGGGACAGUGUAUGUUAGCAUCGUACGAAGAAAACCAGCAACAUUGAGCAUGUUUCUAUUUGGCUCCCUUUAUGAUCCAUGUCAUAGUGUUUUAUUUAGACAAUCCCAUCGCUGUUCUCCACAGCUUCCCUAUUUGCUAACUUGGUUUAAAUAAUUUUCUGUGUCACUCAACAUUUUGAAGAGCCUAAUGCAAACUCUUGCACGUGAAUCUCCA
This is a messenger RNA of Nicotiana attenuata, 1375 nucleotides long. RefSeq names its product prohibitin-3, mitochondrial-like. NCBI's taxonomy places the organism in Eukaryota, Viridiplantae, Streptophyta, Magnoliopsida, Solanales, Solanaceae. Bases 222 to 1055 code for a protein of 277 amino acids. The transcript has 2 exons. Gene Ontology annotation, biological process: mitochondrion organization. Gene Ontology annotation, cellular component: membrane; mitochondrion. The record is from RefSeq and is a predicted model, not a curated record.